Adineta ricciae is the source of this 882-nucleotide messenger RNA. The record is from the annotation of a GenBank genome assembly. NCBI's taxonomy places the organism in Eukaryota, Metazoa, Rotifera, Eurotatoria, Adinetida, Adinetidae.
AUGGCAUACAAUAAGCAGGACACCGACACGGUAUCGAAAUAUUCCAAAUCAAGCUGUUCAACUAAAGAUGCUACGGGAGACGAGAACAUCAAAUUUAUUCGUCAUUUUGACGGACAGUAUAGCCUCAUUGAUCAACCAACGACAAGACAACACAAAGCAUAUUACUUCCUUUUUAUACACACUCUUAUUUGUUUAUCAAUCGAAAUGUCAUUGAGACUAGGCCAAGAAUUCCCAAAUUAUCAAGUUAAGACCACUGUCGGCGAUCAAAAGAUACAUCAAUGGCUUGGUGAUCAGUGGGGUAUUCUAUUUUCUCAUCCAGCAGAUUACACACCGGUUUGUACCACUGAACUGGCGCGUGCAGCAAAACUUGCACCUGAAUUCGCUAAACGAAAUACAAAGCUCAUCGGUUUAUCCUGUGAUACAGUUGAACUUCAUCGCGAAUGGAUAGAAGACAUUCAUGCAUAUGCAGAUAUCACGGAUCAAUGUUCAAAACAGUUUCCGUUCCCAAUUAUCGACGACAGUGAUCGCGCUAUAGCGACAAAACUCGGUAUGAUCGACCCAGUCGAAACCGAUAACGAAGGUAUACCACUGACUGCUCGCUCUGUAUUUUACAUUGGCCCUGAUAAAAAAGUCAAAGCCCUACUGCUGUAUCCAGCGACGAGUGGACGAAACUUCGACGAAAUUCUUCGACUGCUCGAUUCACUGCAACUAUCUCAAAAAUAUCCAAUUGCGACGCCGGUUGACUGGAAACCCGGCGAUGAUGUUAUGGUACCAACAAACGUCAGCGACGAGACAAUCAAAGAAAAACUCCCCAAUCCCGUGAAAGUAAAACAGGAUCUUCCCAGCGGAAAAGGUUACAUUCGAACCACAACUCUAAAAUAA